Messenger RNA from Penicillium roqueforti, 885 nucleotides. Its product is annotated as DUF3632 domain-containing protein. The coding region runs from base 1 to 885 and encodes 294 amino acids. The transcript has 2 exons. Lineage: Eukaryota; Fungi; Ascomycota; Eurotiomycetes; Eurotiales; Aspergillaceae. The record is from RefSeq and is a predicted model, not a curated record.
AUGUCAUGGGAUGAAACGCUCAAGCUCACGCAGGCCGAUGAGUCCGAGGAGUUCAAGUUGUUCGAGGCGGUUGUCAACGGGGAUGUCACGGUCGAGGAUGCCGUGCAAUGGGUCAUCACCACGACAAUGGACAGACUGGAAGACUACGGGCCGGGAGGAAGCAUCGAGAAAGCCGACGCCGUAACGUUCAUAGCUAUCAUCGAGCUGGCUAUGCAAAUCGAUACAACCCAGUAUGGACCGCUGGUUGAGUUCCUGGGAGAAUUGAAGCUGUACAACGCCGUUGAUUCGUCAACGGGCUUGAUCCUAAAAACACAAGAUGGAAGCAGAGUCUGGUCACAUCUGCCGUCGCUGAAUUUCUGGGUCGCCGAAAUAUGGACAGACCGGAUGACACAAAUCUGUGACCCGGAUAUGGAACCCGAUCAGCAGAUCAGAUGGGCGAAGCUCAAUAUCUUCCUCGCGCAAGUGACGCAGGCGGCUGAGGUUGAGUAUACUUCCCUGCAGGUGUCGAUCAGCGAUGCUAUGGAUGUAUCGCACAUGGCACUCUGUGGACUGCGUCAUGUGUUCGAAGAGCGCAUUCCUUCUGAACAUAUUGCCUCGACGGCGGGUCUGCUCGGUGUGUGCUACUGGCUAAUCUGUGCCGGUGAUAGACUCUGGGAGAAUGUACUCAACGGCCGCAAAUACAACAGAUAUGAUGGUCGACCGGGAGAAUUGUAUUCAGAUCGCGGGUGGAAGGGCUUUGAACGCGAAAGAUGGGAUAUAUGGGUGCAGGGUCUUCGUGACGCGAAGGCCGCUUGCAGACCGGGCAAGGAACUCGUGGAAGAUUUGAUAGACCGGGCUCUGUCCAAAAUAGAGCGUGUAAUGAGUAAUGAAAUACCAUCCAAUUAA